AUGUUUGCCUCCACCAUCUUCGUCUCCUUCCUGGCCGUCGCCGUCGCCAUUCCCACCAACGCGCCCCCCGCCGUCAGCACCGGCGACAACUGCGGCAACGGCAACACCGUCCACUGCUGCAACGCCGAGACGGCCAACAAGCUCACCAAGGGCGGCAUCCUCGGCGCCCUGGACCUCUCCAACCUCCUGGGCCAGUGCAACGACGUGACCGCCAACGUCAUCGGCGGCGCCGUCCCCAUCAAGAACACCUGCAGCUCGCAGGCUGUCUGCUGCGGCGAGAUCAAGCAGAAUGGCCUCGUCAACCUUGGCUGCACUCCCAUCUUCGUUUAA
Molecule: messenger RNA, 330 nt
Organism: Akanthomyces muscarius
Lineage: Eukaryota; Fungi; Ascomycota; Sordariomycetes; Hypocreales; Cordycipitaceae
Exons: 2
Coding region: 1-330 (109 amino acids)
Cellular component (GO): fungal-type cell wall
Molecular function (GO): structural constituent of cell wall
Source: RefSeq, a predicted model, not a curated record